Macrosiphum euphorbiae (potato aphid) is the source of this 1266-nucleotide messenger RNA. Lineage: Eukaryota; Metazoa; Arthropoda; Insecta; Hemiptera; Aphididae. The record is from the annotation of a GenBank genome assembly.
AUGACCGAACCUGCAGCGGCGUGGGACGCGCGACUGAAAUCCCUGCAGGAAUUGACGUUGCGCGACAAGGCGUGGCGUUACCAGGGCGAGGGCAACGCCAACGUGGUUUUGUCGGUUCCCGCCGACGGGACAGUGGUGAGGGUGAUGAAAGAGGGCGAGGGCGGCGGCGCUGAAACUACGGCGGCCGAAACACUGUCCUUGCGGUUGCGCUUUUGCGACGCUGUCAGGCGUACAUUCUUCGACGGUGGUGGCUGCCACGUAGACGUGCCCGUACCGAUGCGCGUGUCCGCUGAAGAGUUGCGCGAAAUCGACCGGGUCAUCCGGCCGCACAGGCCACCGGGCCGGCGGCACAAGGGCCUCGGGUUAGCCGGGUGUCUGGUGGCCGUGUGCCCGGACUACACGGUGCUACCACCGACGGACGUGCCGGGCGUCUGGUGCGUCGAGAUCAAACCCAAACAGGGAUGGGUGCACGAGGACGACGUCGCGGUGGGCGGGGUGCGGACAAAGUGCCCGUUCUGCGCGCACCAGUACCUGAAGCUGUGCCGGGGUGACGUCCAGAGGCCGAGCGGGUACUGUCCGCUGGACAUGUUCUCGGGCCGCCGUGAACGGGUUCGGCAGGCCGUCCGCGCACUGCUCCGGGACCCGCAGAACAAUCUAAAAAUGUUUCUGGACGGCGACCCGCUCGCAGCCACGGACGACGGUUUCGGGGCCGCGGCGGGGGAGGCACGUGGCUCGAUCCGGCGGUUUUGCGCGUUGGUCGCGGGCGCUCUGCUCGGUGACUUCGAAGGCUACCCAGACGGACGUGACGGUUCGGAGGACGACAGCGAGGAGGAGGAGGAGCACCAUAGCGCCGCUUCGGGGGCUGUGCCGCCGGCGUCGUGCGACUUCGCGGGGGCGGUCCCGAUGCCCCGGCACUGCGUCCUGCACGAGAUCCUGACGAUGCAACAGAUGCAAACCUCCGGUUUCGCGGCCGUGUGUUCCGAGUACGACGGACGGCACCCACGCGACCCGCAGUUCGGCCACGUCGACCGCCUGCGGCUGAACGACGACGCCGCGGCCUGGACCUCGGUGGACGGAUAUCUGGUGGCCGCCACGGCGCGGGACUGUUCCGUGUACGUCACUUUCCGCGGGCGUCCCAGCAGUUCGUCGACCGCGGUACGCGUCAAGGUGUCCGACUUGGACCCGAAACCGUUGUCGACCGUUGACAAGCACAGGAAUCGCGACGCAAACGUUUCGUUGGCCUGCCGACAAUAUUCGGUCGGGUAG